This is a messenger RNA of Euleptes europaea (tarantolino), 456 nucleotides long. RefSeq names its product sperm microtubule inner protein 3 (gene SPMIP3). Lineage: Eukaryota; Metazoa; Chordata; Lepidosauria; Squamata; Sphaerodactylidae. The coding region runs from base 1 to 456 and encodes 151 amino acids. The transcript has 4 exons. The record is from RefSeq and is a predicted model, not a curated record.
AUGGCAGGACCUGCUACAUCAAUAAGAUUACGGCAGUUUGUAGAUUCAAAACCCAAUGUUCCUGUAAGAAUUGUUCAUCAUCAGGGAAAGGAUGUUCACGGUUUCUAUCCAGGGCAAACGGCUCGGGUUCAUGUUGCAUAUCCUCCUGAAAGACAACUGGGACCUUUUAAAGCACUGCAGCCAGCUCCACCUCCAAUAAAACGUGAAAUUGUACCUCAGCAUGAUUUUGACUAUUUAAUUCUGAAGAGGUAUAUCCAUUACCAAAGGACAAAGAAGAGACCUCACAACUGGUACACACAAACCACAUACAGAGAAGCAUUCACAUUCCCAUUUUAUGAACCAGACAUUGCUGAAUUUGGGGGUCUCCCAAGAAUUGAAGCUGAAGCAUUAUCAGUUUGGAAAAGUACUUCUGCCUUGAAGAGGACGAAAGUUAGACCUUCGUUUAUGGGGUUUUGA